Molecule: messenger RNA, 444 nt
Organism: Zonotrichia leucophrys gambelii
Lineage: Eukaryota; Metazoa; Chordata; Aves; Passeriformes; Passerellidae
Product: zinc finger protein 664-like
Exons: 1
Coding region: 1-444 (147 amino acids)
Biological process (GO): regulation of transcription by RNA polymerase II
Cellular component (GO): chromatin; transcription regulator complex; PcG protein complex
Molecular function (GO): RNA polymerase II cis-regulatory region sequence-specific DNA binding; DNA-binding transcription factor activity, RNA polymerase II-specific
Source: RefSeq, a predicted model, not a curated record
AUGAGAACCCACACCGGGGAGAGGCCCUACGAGUGUGAUAAAUGCAGAAAGGGGUUUCAGACCAGCUCUGAUCUCCUCAGGCACCAGCGCACUCACACAGAGGAAAGGCCCUUCCUCUGCCCUGACUGUGGGAAAGGCUACAAGUACAACUCCUCCCUUGUCAGCCACCAGCACACGCACACCCAGGAGAAGUCCUGUGAGUCUCCCGAGUGUGGGAAGAGAUCCAGCCACAAGUCGAACCUGAUUGUCCACAAGAGGAUCCACACUGGCGAGAGGUCUUACGAGUGUGGGGAGUGUGGGAAGAGAUUCUGUCAGCGCUCCCACCUGGUCUACCACCUCAGGAGCCACGCUGGGAAGAAGCCCAACGAGUGUGAUAAAUGCAGGAAGAGGUUUCAGACCAGCUCUCAUCUUGUCAGGCACCAGCACAUUCACAUGGAGGAGUGA